This is a messenger RNA of Lolium rigidum, 1530 nucleotides long. RefSeq names its product premnaspirodiene oxygenase-like. Bases 1 to 1530 code for a protein of 509 amino acids. Gene Ontology annotation, molecular function: heme binding; oxidoreductase activity, acting on paired donors, with incorporation or reduction of molecular oxygen; monooxygenase activity. The transcript is spliced from 2 exons. NCBI's taxonomy places the organism in Eukaryota, Viridiplantae, Streptophyta, Magnoliopsida, Poales, Poaceae. The record is from RefSeq and is a predicted model, not a curated record.
AUGGCCGAUCUCUUGUGCCAAUCUCUCCUUGUCUCCGUCGUCGUGGUGGUGCUACUCCAGAUCCUUAAGCUCUCCCUCCGGCCGAGAGCGAGGACACCACCUGGUCCGUGGAAGCUGCCUGUGAUCGGCAGCAUGCACCACCUGGUGAACGUGCUCCCGCACCGCGCCCUCAGGGACCUCGCCGCCGUCCACGGCCCGCUCAUGAUGCUCCAGCUCGGGGAGACCCCUCUCGUCGUUGUGUCGUCGAGGGAGAUGGCCCGCGAGGUGCUCAGGACGCACGACGCCAGCUUCGCCACCCGCCCCAGGCUCCUCGCCGGGGAGAUCGUGCUCUACGACUGUGCCGACAUCCUCUUCUCGCCUUCCGGCACCUACUGGCGCAAGCUCCGGCAGCUCUGCGCCGCCGAGAUACUGAGCCCCAGCCGUGUCCUUUCCUUCCGGCACAUCAGGGAGGAGGAGGUGAGGAGUCAGGUAGAAGACAUCCAUGCGGCCGGGCCAUCGACGCCGGUAGACGUCACCAUGACUUUCUAUGGCCUAGCUAUCGGCAUCGUCUCCCGGGCAUCCUUCGGAAAAAGGCAGAGGAAGAAGAGCGCCCAAGAGUUCCUGUCGGCGAUCAAGUCCGGGGUCGCACUGGCCAGCGGCUUCAAAAUCCCCGACCUUUUCCCGACCUUGCGCUCCGUUCUCGCCACAGCAACCGGCAUGCGCCGCACCUUGGAGGAUGUCCACAGGACGGUGGACUCCACCAUGAACGAGGUUUUAGAAGAGAGGAAAGCCGUCCGAGCUAGUUGCGGCGCGUCGGCCUCGGCCGUCGAGGAGAACCUCGUCGACGUUCUCAUCGGCCUACAAGAGAAAGGCGGCCUAGGGUUCAGCCUAAGCACGAACAGCAUCAAGGGCGUCAUACUCGACAUGUUCGUGGCUGGAACUGGCACGCUGGCGUCGUCGCUGGACUGGGGCAUGGCGGAGCUGAUGAGGAACCGGAGGGUGAUGGACAAGCUGCAGGGAGAGAUCCGGGAGGCCUUCCGUGGCAAGGCGGCCAUCAGCGAGAGCGACAUCGAGGCAAGCGGCGGUCUCCCCUACCUGAAGCUCGUCAUCAAGGAGAACCUCAGGUUGCACCCUCCGGUGCCGCUCCUGGUGCCCAGGGAGAGCGUCGAGGCUUGUGAGGUCGACGGAUACAUGAUUCCGGCUGGUUCGCGCAUCAUCGUCAAUGCGUGGGCUAUCGGGAGAGAUCCAAGCUACUGGGAGGACGCUGAGGAAUUCAGGCCCGAGCGGUUCGAAGAUUGCGCCGUCGAUUUCAUGGGCAGCGACUACGAGUUUCUGCCGUUCGGGGCCGGCCGGAGGAUGUGCCCAGGCAUCUCCUACGCGGUCCCCGUCUUGCAAAUGGCGCUUGUGCAGCUCUGCUACCACUUCGACUGGUCUCUGCCGGAGGGUGUCGCCGAGGUGGACAUGACGGAAGCGGAUGGCCUUGGCCUCCGCCGCAAGUCGCCGUUGCGGCUCUGUGCCACGCCAUUCGUCUCCGAGUCGAAGCACGACUAG